This is a messenger RNA of Adineta steineri, 825 nucleotides long. Lineage: Eukaryota; Metazoa; Rotifera; Eurotatoria; Adinetida; Adinetidae. The record is from the annotation of a GenBank genome assembly.
AUGAUUUCUCGUAUAUUAUUUUAUUUUUGUAUAUUUUUCUUUAUUCAUAUAUUACCAUCAUGGAAUUAUGAAUUUGAAAGUUGUUGUUUAAAUGAGAAGACAUUAAAUAAUACAACACGUCUUCUAUCAUGUCCAUUAAAUUUUGUUAUUAAAUUACGUUCAGUUAUUUUUUAUACAGGUAAUGGUUGUGCACGAAGUGCAUGUCAGAAACGUUUCAAUAAACAUUAUUUACCAUGUAAUAAUCAUCGUACAUGUUCAAUAUCAAUUCAAUGUAUUCUUAUGGACUCAUCAACAUGUCCAUGGUUAACAAAGGUUAAUAGUCAUUCUCAACAUAUUAUUGUUGAUUAUGAUUGUAUUUUAUAUAAACCAGAAUUACCAUCAAUUACAUUGGAUAAUAAAAUGAAAAAAGAUAUGAAAAAUGAAAAUGUUGUUCUUUUUUCAGCUAAAGUUAAUAUUGAAUCACCACCUGAUCUAUUCAAUGAUUCAAUAUCAACUGAUGAUGAAAAUGCUUGGAAAGAAUAUUUUUUUAAAAAAUAUUUUCAUAAUAAACAAUUACCAGACGAUGAUAAAACAAUUAUUAUUCAUCAACGUUCAUUAUUUAAUGAUAUACUUCGAACAGUUAUUAUACUUAUUAUAUUUGCUUCUGUUCUUAUAUUAUUAAUGAUUAGUGCUCUUGUUGUUUAUAAACGUAUUACAUUAAUAAAACGAAGAAAAUUAUAUGAACAAGAAAAACAACAACCAUUUCCAGCUGAUGAUGCUUAUGAUAAUUUAAAAGCAACUACAGCUGAAUCAGCAAGUGACAGUGGUACAACAACCGAUGUGUGA